AUGUCCGGAACCAACGAUGAACGAGUAGGGGUAGAGGGUGAAGUGCAUCUCGUGAUGCGGCAUAAGACGAAGAAGACAAAGAGUGCUGAUCAGGGCGAGGUCCCACUAUCAAGCGAUCAACUUGCUGCACUGGCAAAGGAUUGCAUACCAUCAUGGAUAGAGAGUGGUAAAAUUCCGAAACCGCCUGUUGACCUUUUAGACGAAGUGUAUUCUCCGAGCAUACCGUCAAGAGGCUACCAAUUCUGCUUAGUGUGCGGAAAACACAAGAAAUUCACUAGUUUAGCUGGUCAUAUACAGGAUGUGCAUAAGGAAUUCACGGAGAAAUGGGAAAUACAGGUCCUAGUGCAUACGGGUCGCGGAAUGUUGGAAAGAACGAAGAAAGCGAGCGUUGACUUCACGCGGAUACCCGAACCAAGGACUGACCGAGAAUGGGACACGUAUGAAGAAAUUGUGGCUCAACUACGAAACGGCGGUGUUCCUGUUUAUGGGGUUUUGGAGCGACAUGUGGUGCUCCGCGAGCGUUUUAUGGCAGACAAUCCCCGUAUACAAUGCCAACAAUUGGAACUGAUGGAUCAAGCAGGACCGUCUGUUCAAGAGGCUUCUACUUCUUUUUCAUCGGUGUGUAUAUGCGAAAUUCAAGAAUUUUCAGUCGCUCUCUAUUUUUCUAAUCUAAUCAAUCUGAAAAUUCCCUCUUAG
Ostertagia ostertagi is the source of this 696-nucleotide messenger RNA. NCBI's taxonomy places the organism in Eukaryota, Metazoa, Nematoda, Chromadorea, Rhabditida, Trichostrongylidae. The record is from the annotation of a GenBank genome assembly.